Molecule: messenger RNA, 5965 nt
Organism: Syngnathoides biaculeatus (alligator pipefish)
Lineage: Eukaryota; Metazoa; Chordata; Actinopteri; Syngnathiformes; Syngnathidae
Gene: gsk3ba
Product: glycogen synthase kinase 3 beta, genome duplicate a
Exons: 11
Coding region: 1339-2643 (434 amino acids)
Biological process (GO): regulation of neuron projection development; regulation of microtubule cytoskeleton organization; negative regulation of canonical Wnt signaling pathway
Cellular component (GO): nucleus; beta-catenin destruction complex; glutamatergic synapse
Molecular function (GO): ATP binding; tau-protein kinase activity; protein serine/threonine kinase activity
Source: RefSeq, a predicted model, not a curated record
UGCAGCCAAAAUAUUAGAACCUCCCUUCUGGGAAUGUAAUGCAGUUAAAGCCAAUUACACAGUGAAGGGUGUGCCUAAUAAAGUGUACAGUGGGUGUAAAUAGAAAAUUAUUUUAAACUUUUUUUAAACAAUUAAAGAAAGUUCCUUAACGAUAAUAUUAACAUAUUCCAUUUCAUUACAUUUCUUCAAUCAACAUUGCUCCAAGACGAAAAGUUAAUUUGAAGCGACAUAGCAACAGCGCUGACGGACUGGCGAGUGGCGGCUGUCAAUGAUGUCACUCAAAUGCCGCAUCCUCAUUGGGUAAUAAAGACGCCCAUCAUGAAAGAGUCUCCGCCCACCAGCGCCGUCGCGGCUUUCCGCGCAAGCCUUUGAAGUCUACUGGGCGGUGCCAAGCAAAUUAUGCCAUGUGGUGUUCCGGAACGGCGUUCUGAUUGGUCUACACAACUCCCAUUAGACACCCAGUACGGGAAGAAUAGCCCUCUCUGAUUGGUCAGAUCCCCCAUCCCCAGAUUCGCCGUCGCGCGUUCACAGCACUCCGGUAUUCUCCAAUCGACUAUACGUUAACAGCGUGGGUAUGACACGUUCGUCCGCACGUGUACGCAAACGGCUUAGCUAACGUGCGUAGCGACAAAGACUGCGAGCCCGAGACCGACAGGGGAAGGAAUAAAAAAGAGAAAUCCAGCACCGUCGCUUUCCAUAAUCCAACAGUGUUCUACUUGGAAGUCGCAAGUGGAAUUUAACGUCAGCUCAGGUUGGGCGUUCGUCAACGGUUGUGCCUUGCGAACGCUGAAGACGGGGGUUUUUUUUUCUUUUUUUUUCGUGGGGGGGAGGAAAGUAGAGUGGCUGCCGCUGGACGUUCUGUAAGGCUCGGCUACGGCGAGGGAGCCGCCAUGGCAGUGGGUUCACGUCGGCUCCACAUCGGAAUAUGAAGAGGAACUGGACGGGCCGCAAAACGCCGCAUUUAGCCUACAUGCUAACCUUAACGUCCGAGUGAAACCCACCCUGGAUUCGGAGUGAAUUAAUAUUAUAUAUUUUUGAAAAAAGCCACCCGCAGAGGAGGCCCAAUUAAUGAGCGUUUUGGAAAGGGACGUCUGUUCCUAAAGGGCCGCCUUCACAAGAUUCCCAAGAGGGGGGAUAAUGCACACUUUUGGCCAGGAAGUCUUCAUUUAUUAGGCCAGCGUCUCCUCUUCUGCCUUCGCCCUUGGGCAACACGUUUGCUGCCAUUCACCUGCCCCUAUUUUUUUUUUUUAAAUUUUAUUUAUAUAUUUUUUGGUGGAUGCAAAGCUUCAGAAAUCCCAUCCGUGGCUAAAGCGAGAACCGCCAGCGAGCGCUUUGAACAUGUCAAGUCGGCCCAGGACCACCUCCUUCGCGGAAAGCUGCAAGCCGGUGCCGCAGCCGUCCGCCUUCGGCAGCAUGAAAGUCAGCCGGGACAAAGAUGGCAGCAAGGUAACGACAGUGAUGGCCACACCCGGCCAAGGCCCCGACCGGCCACAGGAGGUGAGCUACACGGACACGAAGGUCAUCGGCAACGGUUCGUUCGGCGUCGUCUACCAGGCCAAGCUGUGUGACUCGGGAGAGUUGGUGGCCAUCAAGAAGGUGCUGCAGGACAAGAGGUUCAAGAACCGUGAGCUGCAGAUUAUGAGAAAGUUGGACCACUGUAACAUUGUCCGCCUGCGCUACUUCUUCUAUUCCAGUGGAGACAAGAAAGAUGAGGUGUACCUAAACCUGGUCCUGGACUACGUACCCGAGACGGUCUACAGAGUGGCCAGACACUACAGCCGAGCCAAACAGACCCUGCCCAUGGUUUAUGUCAAGCUUUACAUGUACCAGCUGUUCAGAAGUCUGGCCUACAUCCAUUCAUUCGGCAUCUGCCAUCGGGACAUCAAGCCUCAGAACUUGCUGCUGGAUCCCGAGACGGCCGUCCUGAAACUUUGCGACUUCGGCAGUGCCAAGCAGCUUGUCCGUGGCGAGCCCAACGUGUCCUACAUCUGCUCUCGCUACUAUCGAGCCCCCGAGCUCAUCUUUGGGGCCACCGACUACACCUCCAGCAUCGAUGUGUGGUCAGCAGGCUGCGUGCUAGCCGAGCUGUUGCUAGGACAACCAAUCUUCCCCGGUGACAGCGGAGUAGAUCAAUUGGUUGAAAUUAUCAAGGUUCUCGGGACUCCGACCCGGGAACAAAUCCGCGAGAUGAACCCCAACUACACAGAGUUCAAAUUCCCCCAGAUUAAGGCCCAUCCUUGGACUAAGGUGAGUCAACAGACGUCUGUGUGUGCGAUGGGUGUGCAGGUGUUCCGGCCACGUACGCCCCCCGAGGCCAUCGCCCUGUGCUCGCGCCUGCUGGAGUACACGCCCACCGCGCGGCUCACGCCCCUCGAGGCCUGCGCGCACUCUUUCUUUGACGAGCUGCGCGACCCCAACGUCAAGCUGCCCAACGGCCGCGAGAAGCCUUCCCUCUUCAAUUUCACCACCCAAGAGCUGUCAAGUAAUCCGUCUUUGGCGUCUAUACUCAUCCCCGCCCAUGCUCGCAGUCAGGCCGCCGCCUCCACCCCAACCAACGCCUCUGCCAAUACAGAUGGUGGCAACACGGAGCGAGCGCCCAACAGCACCACCGCCUCGGCUUCCGCCUCCAACUCCGCUUCCUGAGCGCCGCUGCCACCUUCCGCCCAUCUCAGCCAACACCCCCUUAAACGCUCCCUGCCCCACCCCUCUCCCCCCAAUGGUUGUUUUCGGCCAGUGCAACAGGCUACAACCACAAAUUUCUGCCUUUUACCUCCCCUGCAACCCCCCCACCUCCAGUGGCUCGCCACCCAGUCGUUGGUUGUCGGCCUGCGGCAACCUUUCAAAGGGCGGCGGCCACGGUAGCCACAGGUGUGUGAACUAAAGAUAAACGUACACACACAGAGCUUGUCUGCUGAUGUUUUCAAGGACGAUUGUAUGUAUUAAAAAAGGAAAGAAAAUAAUAAUCUGAAGGCCCCCCCCCCCCCCAGCCCUCCUUCCCAUUGGGCACCCAUCCAGCCCCAGCGGGCCCAAUCUAAGGCAUCCUCACCCCCCCCCCCCCCCCAAUUCUUCUUACUAUAUAGUGCAUGGCCUGAGAAUGGUUAGGGGUUGGGGGUGCCGGGGUUGGUUGGGUGGGGUGCAGUCAAGGCAUGAGGCUCGUGCAAGCGUACACACACACGGACACACGCACACACACUCGCACACAAACACACACGAAUGCAUGUGCAGAGAAGCAAAUCCAGAUGGGAAUUUUCUUUUCCUUUAGCAAGGGGUUGUGUUUCAAAUGCUUAGCAAGCUGUUUUACUCGAUUAUGUUUUAAAAUAUUUUUCUACCCGCCUCGGGCAAUUGUUUUAUUUUUUUUUGUGUCAGAUGUGACAUGUUUAUCUGGUCCUGUGUGCUUGUAUAAUAUAUACAUAUAAAAGAAUGCAUUACAUACACAGUUUAUAUAUUACUUUUCUUUAUGUAUAAAAAGUAUGUAUAGAUAUAUGUAUAUUAACCACCAUGGUUCACAAGUCUGUUAAUGGGUGAGCUAUUUUAUGUCACGGGCGGUGGCAAUAUUUGCUGCUGACAAGAAACAAUAGAAAUAGAUAACGUGAUUUUUUUUUUUUUCUUCUCUGUGGUUUUGCUGGAAUGUGCUAAAAUUCUAGCAUCUCUUUUUUUUUUCCGCCCUCCCUUUUCCAUUUGUCAUCUUCAUUGAAGUUGUAGCCCAAGGUGGGGAACCUCUCUACGUAUAUAACUUGCCAUGCUAGUAAAAAACAAAAAACAAAUGCAAAUUCAGUGACAUUUUGUAUUAAAUUAAUGAUAACUACAUAGUAAUAAAUGAGUUAGAUCGGUGCAUCAUGUUUAAUUUGAUUUUAGCAGGGCCUUCGGACAAAAAUGAUAAAAGCUGAAAGAGCCCUCGAUUGGACCAACUAAAAUGGCAGUUGGUCGGAAACCGCAAUGAAUUGUCGGCAUAAAACUUAAAAUGGUUUGAAAUGCUAAAAUUGCUUCUUAUUGGGAUAUAUCAAAUUAACACAGAUUGGACCUAAUCUGGCGAAAUAAAUAAACUGGCCAUUGACGAGAAAAACUUCAAAUGGCUCAUCAUUGGACAAACUAAAAUGAAAACUAUAAUGGAAUAAAAGAAAAUGACCCCUGGUUGGAAAAAGCCAAAUUCUAUUUGGCGAGAUAAUGGAUCGGACUGAAGGCCCCUAAAAACGUUCCCCACCCUUCCCCAUGGAGUCCUUUUUUUUUAACCACUAAGAUGUCCCCUUAGCGUCGUACUGCGUUUGCUAGUCCGUCAAACUGUCGUCUUUUUAACAGAUAACGCUCAACUACACGUGAAAAAAAAAAAAGCUGAAUUUGUACAUACAGUGUAAGUGCGCAUCACCAAAAGUCAUUUUUAGGUCAGUUUUCUUUUUGUGUUAUGUACAUAUGCAGACCCAUGUACUGUUUGAAAAGAAAAGAAAAAAAAAAGAAAAACCGGCAGAAUCAGGGCAAAUGUUGAGCGGUGUACGGAUAUUUUCGAUGACCUUUUACCCAGCCAUAUGUCCGAUGUUGACCUGUACAGUACAAUAGAUGAUCUUCUUGUAAUGACAACUAGUCAUGUAUAGUGUAACUAUAUAGUUUGGAGUGCCUUUGCUUUCAUACACCUUCGCCUUGUGGCCGCCCUCCCCAGUAAUUGUGACUCGCUCCCUUUUCCCUUUGGUGCUGUUGAAUGCCUACCCCCCCCCCCCUCACCCCCCAAAAAAAUAACACACACACAGCCUGACACACUUAAUUUUAAUAUACAGAUUGCUCAUUGAUUGUUCAUAAUAAGGAUAGUUUCAGUUUAGUGAUUAUUUUGACUAGGUGGAAUUUUUUUGGGGGGACAAGCACACAGCACCGCAGUAAUCGUCGCACGGACCUCAAAUGAAGCUUUUUGACACAUGCGCGCGCACAAAAAAAAUUGCAUAUUGUGAAAUUGAGUGCAGUGUUACAAAGGAGUAUUAUGGCCACACUGAAAGAAGGAAAAAAAAAACUGAAAUUGUAGAAUUGCAACAAAUUUGAAAUGUUGCCAGAAGAAAACCUGUGGAGAAUUUUUUUUGAGGGGAGGAAAAAAAAAUAUCAUUGGAUGAGGAUAUUGCCGUAAUAUUACCAUAGAGGGUUUUUUUUCCUCUUAAUGAAAGUGCAGUAACAGCAUUAUGUACUGUAUGUACACAAUUUGGCCCACACAAAAGUGAAUUCCAAAGAAGCAACAUGUGACUGGAAUAUUAUGAAUAUUGUGAAUUUUUAAAACACUUUUCUCGUAACAUUACAUUUUUUUUUCAUUCGACAUUCAUAACUUACUAUUCCACUUAAAAGGUCGUCCACCUUCAUUGUAACAUCACACCUUAGUUUCAGGAGUGAUAGAACUAUUUUCAGAAUAUCACGACUUCAUCUUCGUGAUAUCGUUACUUUACUGUUCACGUUGAAUAUUCGACAACUUUAUUCUUGUUGUUGCAACUUAAUUCAGGAGUCCAAGUUCAUUUUAAUAAGAGUACAGCAGGUACUCUAUUCUCUAAUUGUGAUGAUCAUGUUCUCAUAACAUUUCGACUUCGUGUAAUUUUACCCGUCCCCCUCCCCCAUCCCUCAAUUGUGGCCUAAAUAGUCCUUGUAUUGAUUGUUGGAGGUAAUGAGGAUCUUUUCCUCUUCCUGUAUGUCUGACAUAUGUGGGAAAGAUUAGUCCAGUAUUCAGUAGCACCGAAGGGUUCGAGUCAUGCGACAUGUCUCCCACCUCCCGCUUGCUGUAAUUUUGCAUCCACGAACACGUUACAGCCCUUAAACUUCCAUCUCCAAAAAUCCCCACUUCAAUAACAAAAAAAAAAAAAAAACACCAUAACGAUUGCCAAAAAAAGCAAAAUGAAACAAAACAGCAAGUGGAGCUACUCUUGUUUUAUGUGAGUGUAGCACAACGUGCUAACUGGGUUCAAGCAAAGAGAAUUAUUGAAAAGACUUAAAAAAAAAAAACAAA